AUGGAGGAAGAGGACGAGGAUGGAUUGGCGGAGGAACUGGACUCUGAAUAUUCUGAGGAUGAAGUAGAGGUACCGAUUCCUUCUGCAUGGUAUCAGGACAUAUCCACCGGCCUUACGGUCAACGAUGGCCAUGAGACUCCAUGGCAGUAUAAUCUGAACCAAGUACAGAUAGGGGCUAUGUUUGAUACAAAGAAAAAAUUGAAGUAUGCGGUGAUAAAGUGGGCUAUGUCUACUCAGAGGGUUUUCUGGACACACAUAUCAAGUCCAACAAACUAUACCGUGAAAUGUGUUGAAACAGGUUGUCCUGGGAAGGUGCAUGGGCACGUGCCGAAGUAUGACAUCUACUGGGUUGUCACCAAUGUCGUCCCACAUAAUUGUGUGAGGAAGAACCUGCUGGUGAAGCAUCCGAACCUGACUUCAACUCUCAUUGCGCAACUCAUGUAUACUGAGGUAGUAGAGAAGAAAGAUAUGGAAGCAAAACACAUCCAGAUAGCAGUGAAGGUCAGAUGGAAUUAUGUCAUUCCUUAUGGGAAGGCUUGGAGGGCUAAGCAGAAGGCUAUGGAGGAAAGGUUUAGGACGUUCUUCGACUCAUAUGAUAAUGUUGUCCGUCUCCUUGGCAUACUGAAGGAGAGGAAUCCCGGCACUUAUGUGAACGUACAACGCAUGAGGUUGCUGAGUAUACCAGAUUUCAAGGUGUUGAAACGAGUGUUCUUCUCUUUCGCUAUUUGCAUCGAAGCUUUCCGGCAUUAUCCUCCUGUUAUGUUUGUGGAUGGUGCAUUUCUGACCAGUCAGUAUAGAGGGCAAAUCCUGACUGCUAUUAGUGUGGACGGGAACAAAUCAAAUCAUCCCACUUGCCAUGACAUUUGUGGAGGGUGA
Messenger RNA from Aegilops tauschii subsp. strangulata, 876 nucleotides. RefSeq lists its product as uncharacterized. The record is from RefSeq and is a predicted model, not a curated record. NCBI's taxonomy places the organism in Eukaryota, Viridiplantae, Streptophyta, Magnoliopsida, Poales, Poaceae.